This is a messenger RNA of Aureobasidium pullulans EXF-150, 1395 nucleotides long. Its product is annotated as COMPASS, Set1C complex protein. The record is from RefSeq and is a predicted model, not a curated record. Gene Ontology annotation, molecular function: protein binding. NCBI's taxonomy places the organism in Eukaryota, Fungi, Ascomycota, Dothideomycetes, Dothideales, Saccotheciaceae. Bases 1 to 1395 code for a protein of 464 amino acids. The transcript has a single exon. Gene Ontology annotation, cellular component: Set1C/COMPASS complex.
AUGAAUCUCGCUCUGGUCGACCCAUUCGUGCUGGCGCAGGACAUGCCAGAGACGCUCAUUGCCCGUCUGCGCAGUUCUGGAGCCGCCGUCUGUCUACGCUUCAACCGCCAGGGCGACCUGCUCGCUUCUGGCACCGCCAAAGGUGCUAUCGCCAUCUUCGAUCUCGAGACACAUGGCGUCGCUCGCAAGCUCCGCGGUCACACUCCAGGCCGCCAGAUCCAGUCGCUCAGCUGGUCGGCUUGCGGUCGCUACCUGCUCAGCUCCUCGGUCGACUGGAAGGCCAUUCUCUGGGACUUGAACGACGGUUCGCGCAUCCGCACCGUCAAUCUCGGUGCUCCUAUCUAUAUCGCCGAACUGCAUCCUCACAAUCACCUUGUCUGCACCGCCGCUCUCUUCGAAGCCCAGCCUGUCCUGGCCGAUCUCAAUCAACCCUCUGCUGUCCGAAUAGCCCUACCUACCGCCCCUAAGCGUUCUGCCUACGACCACGAGGACAAACAAGCUGUUCAUGAUGCCAAAAAUAUCACAACAGUCACCGUCUUCACCCCUUCUGGCAACCACAUCAUCACAGGCACCACAAAGGGUUGGCUCAAUGUCAUUCAAGUGAGCGACUGCUCCGUCGUGUACUCGACUCGUCUCAGCAACAAAGCUCUGCUUCUACUACGCCUCACUACUUCUGGUCGUGACCUACUAGUCAACGCUGCCGACAGCAUCAUCCGCACCAUCCGCCUUCCCGACCUCGACGAUCCUUCCUUCGACCCCGACAACAUGCGCCUUGAUGUUGAGCACAAGUUCCAGGACGUCGUCAACCGCCUGUCUUGGAACCAUGUUGCAUUCAGCCCUUCAGGCGACUACGUUAUGGCGUCUACGCUCAUGAAUCAUGUCAUCUAUAUCUGGGAGCGUGGUCAUGGUAGUUUGGUCAAGAUUCUUGAAGGUCCCAAAGAAGAGCUAGGAGCUGUUGAAUGGCACCCUUUGCGUCCCUUUGUCGCUGCCACCGGCAUAGAAUCUGGUCGCAUCUACCUGUGGUCUGUCAACACUCCUCAGCGCUGGUCCGCCCUUGCUCCUGAUUUCGUAGAGGUCGAGGAAAACAUCGAGUACAUCGAAGCCGAGGACGAAUUCGACAUACAUCCUAUUGAAGAGUUGCACAAGAGACGUCUUGACCUUGAAGACGAGCAUGUGGACGUCUUGACCAUCGAUCCUGCCAAGCCGGGUCAGGCCAAGCAUGAAUUCCGCAUGCCUGUUCUAUUAGACAUUCACGCAAGUGACAGCGAAGAUGAAAUGAUUGCUAUUGGAGCAGGCCAGUAUCGUCGCAAAAGCCAAGGCGAUUCGGAAUGGCUCGAAGACGAUGAGGAUACCGUGCCGGCCAAUGGCCAGACUAAGCGACGUCGCGCCGAUUGA